UUACAUGCAGAACCAGGGGAAGCCUUGAAGUAUGUUUUCGUCGAGAUAAGGGAAAGAUUACUCUGUUUCGAGUAUAUCAAUAAUGGGAGUCUCGACAAAUAUCUUACUAGUACGACGAUGCAUGUGAUGAACUAAGGGGACUUGAAUGGCAUACUCGCUACCAAAUUAUUCGAGGAAUUUGUGAUGGUUUGGUUUAUCUUCACAAGGAAAAGGGUAUUGUGCACAGGGAUAUGAAACCUGCGAAUAUACUGCUCGAUCAUCGUAUGAUACCAAAAAUUACAGAUUUUGGUAUAUCAAAAUUCCUUAACGGAGCAACACACGCUGUCGCUAGUAACCGCAUAGGUUCACUCGGAUAUUGUGCGCCUGAAUUCAUAAAUCGUGGUCUGGUGUCAAUCAAGUCAGACAUAUAUAGCUUGGGUGUUAUAAUUACAGAGCUUGUGACUGGAUGUAAGGACAUCCCUGAUAUAAAAAAUGUACUUAGAAGGUGGAGGUACAGGUGGAAUAAGUCACUGAGCUAUCCACCAUCGGGUUAUCAACAAGUAACCAAAUGUAUUGAAAUUGUGUCAAUGUGCUUGUCAGACUGCCCAAAGAGGAGACCUUAUAUAUGGGAUAUAGUCACUAUGCUCAAUAACAUACAAAAUACGAAGGAACAAAUUAACAAUUGUGAUGACUCUCCAGUUGCCCCAAUAAGCCCUUACCCCUGGGAGCUGCUUGAGCUUGACAUGAUGGAGCUGAAUUUCCCCUUCGAGAUAAACAAGCAAAUACCAUGCUCCCUUCAGCUAACCAACGUAUCCAAUGAUUAUGUUGCCUUCUAUAUCGUGAUGACAGGCGUAUUGCUGUAUGACGUAGAGCCUAAGAAAGGUCUUGUGCCACCACGAUCCAAGUGCAACGUCAUGGUAACAUUGCAAGCACAGCAGAAGGCACCCAAUUCUACAGCGUGCAAGGAUGAGUUCUUCAUGCGGUGCGCCGCUGUGAAUGAGGGCCUCAUGCGUGAGGAUAUCACUCAGGACAUGCUUGACAAGAAGUCGGCUAAAGGGGUUGACGAGGUGACGCUAAAGAUUGUUAUUUCGGCUGUUGGCUCUGCCUAAGGAACUCAAAUUGUUUGCUGUGAGCAGUUCUUCAAACAGUGUUUCUGAAGCGUGGUGUGCUUCGAUGCAGCUCAAGGCGUGGAGAUUAGAACAUGCCUCUUGAAAAGGGCAUUAUAGUCUAUUUAGCAAGGUGAAAUUAUUUGUUCUCCUGUGACCUCUCCCACCCAGAUCCUUUGUUCUUGCUUGGAUUACUGUGAACCAGAAAAUUAAAUUGGUAAGAGUUAAUUGUCGCAGUACUAUUCCGGUUAGUUGCUUGGGUGAAGAA
Messenger RNA from Triticum dicoccoides, 1353 nucleotides. Its product is annotated as probable serine/threonine-protein kinase PBL24. The record is from RefSeq and is a predicted model, not a curated record. The transcript is spliced from 6 exons. NCBI's taxonomy places the organism in Eukaryota, Viridiplantae, Streptophyta, Magnoliopsida, Poales, Poaceae. Gene Ontology annotation, biological process: protein phosphorylation. Gene Ontology annotation, molecular function: ATP binding; protein kinase activity. Bases 231 to 1088 code for a protein of 285 amino acids.